Molecule: messenger RNA, 2192 nt
Organism: Passer domesticus (house sparrow)
Lineage: Eukaryota; Metazoa; Chordata; Aves; Passeriformes; Passeridae
Product: atypical chemokine receptor 1-like
Exons: 2
Coding region: 1-1434 (477 amino acids)
Biological process (GO): inflammatory response; chemokine-mediated signaling pathway
Cellular component (GO): membrane
Molecular function (GO): chemokine binding
Source: RefSeq, a predicted model, not a curated record
AUGGCGGGACAGAGAGCAGGGAGAGCCACCGGCCUCGAGGCGCUGCUGACGCUUCUUGAACUUGUACAAAUCCUUCACUCCAACAGCGAGAGCCCCGGCCCCGUUUGCUUGCUUGCACCUCCAUCCCCACGCCCCGACCCCACAGACCAACCCGUGAGAUCAUGGGGAUCCCUGGUGCUGAGCGGGAUCACGGGAAUCCCCAGGGCCCCGUGGGGUUAUGGGGAUUUUGGGGGUUUAGGAGUCCCCAGUUCUGAACAGGACCGCGGGGGUCCGUGUCCCCACAGGGGCUGUGCCCACCCUCCGGGCUCUGCAUCCUCCCCGUGUCCCUCCUGUGAGACAACGGCCCCGUCCCGGCCCCACCCCGCAGCCGGCCGUCCCCAGCCGCGUCCCCGUGUGUCCCUCCCUGAUAACCCGCCCUGCCCAGCCCUGCCCGCCAUCCCCACACCGGGGCAGCCCCACGCUGGGACCAGGGCGCUGUGGCACCUGCCCGAUGCCCACCCCCCUCACCCGCAGAGCCCCGGCAUCCUGGAGACCCCGGACUCCCUGGACCUGGGGGAAAUCACGGGCAACCUCUCCUCCUUCUACGACGACGACACUUACAUCAACGACACCCUCCUGGACUACGACGCCACACCCUGCCGCAACCACUUCUGUCCCCUCUUCCAGCGCGUGGCCCCCCCUUUCCUGGCCGCCACCUGCGCCGCGGCCGCGCUGGCCACCGGCGCUUUGCUGGUGGCCCUGGCCAAGCGUCCCCAGGCGUGGCGGUGGCCGCAGAGCCGAGCGCUGGUGGCACAGCUGGCGCUGGGCACGGCGCUGUUCGCGGCGCUGCUGCCCGCGCUGGCCGCGGGCGUGGCGCGGGGCUGGCACCUGGGCACGGGGCUGUGUCGCCUCACGCACCUCCUGUGGCACUGGAGCGUCUUCGGCCAGGCGCUGCUGGUGGCCAGCGGCUCCUGCGGCACCGCCUGGGCUCGCUGGGACCCCCGGAGCCGGCGCUUGGCCGUGGCCCUGUGGGCAGCGGCGCUGCUCUUGGCCACUCCGGCCGCUCUGGUCAGCGGCGUGGCGGCGGGCACCGCCUGCGUCCGGCGCAGCGUGGGCAUCCUGGCACCGGUUUACCUGCUGCACCUGGCGCUGUGCCUGUGCCUGCUGCUGCUGCUGCCCGCGGGGCUGCUGCUGGCCGCGCCGCGCCUCAGGGCGAGCGGCGCCGGGCUCGCCUGGCUCUUCCUGGGGCUCUGGGCGCCCUACGGAGCGGGGCUGGCCGGGGAGUUCCUGCUGCAGGCCGGGCUGCUGGAGCCCACCUGCGGCUCCUUCGAGCACUUCGACAUCGUGCUGGGGCUGAGCGAGGGGCUGGGGGUGCUGCACUGCGGCCUCGGGCCCCUGGCGCUGCUGCUCGCCCGGAGCUGCCACCGCGAUGCCGGCGCUGCCGGGGGCUGCUGAGACCCGGGGGCUGCUGAGCUCCAGGACUGCCAAGAUCCGGGGGCUGCGGAGCUCCGGGAAUGCCAAGAUUCGGGACUGCCAAACUCCGGGAAUGCCGGGCUCUGGGACUGCUGAGCUCGGGGGCUGCCAAGCUCUGGGGGCUGCACCGCGGAGCCAAACGGACCCCCGGCACUGAGCCCCGGCCCCUGGCGCCAGACUUGGACCCCUGGCACCAGACUGGGCACCCUGGAUCCUGAGCACCAACCUUGGCCACUCAGCACUGACCCCUGGCCACCUGGCAGAAGUCUUGGCACCCUGGCACCUGCCUCUGGGCACUGCCUCCUGGCCCCACUGUGCCCCCCCAGCCCCACAGCCUCUGUCCCCCACCCAACACUCUCCCAGGACCCCCUGUUCUGUGCCCUCUGUCCCCUCCCUUGGGGUCUCAGCCCCCUUUUUGGGGCCAGACCCCCCAACUGCCCAACACAGACAGCCCUGGGGUGCCUCAGGCUGCCCGGGGGGGUCACGUCAGACUCCUGGGGGAUCUCUGAGGCUCAGCCCUGGCCCCGCUCCAGGGGGGAUUUCGGAAGUGAUGGGAUUUUUUCCAUCUCUCCUGAUAAGCCAAGAGGAUCCAGUGGGAAUUAAACAAACACAACUGCCAGAGGCACUCAUCCAGCCCAGUUAAUGCACUGGAUGGGACCGGGCGGUGAUGGGGGGGAUGGGAAACGGGGGGUGUGUGCUCCUCGUGCCUCCAAAUUGGCAGGAGAAGUUCCUAAGGAAGC